Messenger RNA from Myotis myotis, 1669 nucleotides. It is a transcript of the gene FBXO22, whose product is annotated as F-box protein 22. Gene Ontology annotation, molecular function: protein binding. Lineage: Eukaryota; Metazoa; Chordata; Mammalia; Chiroptera; Vespertilionidae. The transcript is spliced from 7 exons. The record is from RefSeq and is a predicted model, not a curated record. Gene Ontology annotation, biological process: positive regulation of proteasomal ubiquitin-dependent protein catabolic process; regulation of skeletal muscle fiber development; protein polyubiquitination. The coding region runs from base 111 to 1316 and encodes 401 amino acids.
GCGCGCGCCUGCGCAGUGUGCACCGGCCGGAGCAGGAGCCGGAGCUGGAGCUGGUGCAGCUUCCUGACUCCUCGGCGCAGCGGUCCCGCCGCGGGAAACUGCGGGGCGGGAUGGAGCCGGCGGGCGGCGGCGGCGGCGGUUUCCCCGCGGACCCCCCGGGCGCCUUCGUGCUGAGCAACCUGGCGGAGGUGGUGGAGCGGGUGCUCUCCUUCCUGCCCGCCCGGGCGCUGCUGCGGGUGGCCGGCGUGAGCCGCCUGUGGAGGGAGAGCGUGCGCCGGGUGCUGCGAGCCCAGCGCGGGGUGGCCUGGAUCUCGGCGGGCCCGGCGGACGCUGGCCCCCCGCAGGAGCACUGCCUGGUCCGCGCGGCGGCCGCGGAGCUGCAGAACGUCCACAUCUUGCCGCAGACCGUCCUGUACAUGGCCGAUUCGGACACGUUCAUCAGCCUGGAGGAGUGCCGGGGUCACAAGCGAGCCAGGAAGAGAGCGACCACGGAGACCGCCAUGGCCCUGGAGAAGCUGUUCCCGAGACAGUGCCAGAUCCUGGGGGUCGUGGCCCCGGGGAUCGUCGUGACGCCCAUGGGCCCCGGGAGCAGUCGGCCGCAGGAGAUAGAGAUUGGAGAGUCCGGGUUUGCCCUGCUGUUCCCUCAGGUGGAAGGAAUAAAAAUACAGCCCUUCCGUUUUGUCAAGAAUCCAAAGAAUUUAUCGCUAGAAAGACGUCGCUUCACUGAAGCCGGCCUCCUGGACAACCCCGAGCUCCGCGUGGUGCUGGUGUUCGGCUACAACUGCUGCAAGGUGGGGGCCAGCAGCUACCUGCAGCGCGUCGUCCGCACCUUCAGCGACACCAACGUCGUGGUGGCCGGGGGCCAGGUGGACAACCUGGUGUCGCUGACCUCUGACACGUGCCCCCUGGACGUCGAUGGCACCGGCGUGGUCGGGCUGUCGGUGAGCGGCCAGCGCGUGCAGAGCGCCACGGUGCUGCUCAGCGAGGACGUCAGCGACGAGAAGGCCGUGGAGGCCGCCGUGCAGCGCCUCAAGGCAGCCGGCAUCCCCGAGCGGGACACGGUGGGCUUCAUGUUCGCCUGCGUGGGCCGCGGCGCCCAGUUCUACCGGGCCCAGGGCAACGUGGAGGCCGACGCGUUCCGGAAGGCCUUCCCCGGCGUGCCCCUGUUCGGCUUCUUCGGCAACGGCGAGAUCGGGUGCGACCGCGUGGUCGCGGGGAGCUUCGUGCUGCGGCGCUGCAGCGAGGUGCGGGCCGAGGACCUGUUCCACAGCUACACCACCGUCCUGGCGCUGGUGCACCUGGGCGCCUCCCGGUGAGGCCGCGGUGCCCCCCGCCUGCGGGCGCGGCCUCGGGAACAUGGGACCGGGGAAUAUAUGUCUUUGAAACGAACAUAGCUCCAUGCAUGUGUUCUGUGGCUCGGAUGCCCUAAGGGGUUCUCGGGUGGUUUCCCACACGUCAGAGGAAGGAGGGCUGUGGCAUCGGAUCGGGCGCGCACCCGCCGCCGAUCGUGGCGCUGGCCCAGGUCCCGCGGCUGCCGGGCGCGUCCUGUAACCAGACGGGAAGGGCCGUGACCGGUGGGCGUCCGUGGCUCCCUCUGCAGGGCGAGCCGGUCGUUGAGCAGAGUCACGAAGACACUUUUCUCCCUGAAUAAAGGCGGAAACGGUUCGGA